GAAAGGAGUUUAGAAGGAAAACUACACUUGAACUGAGCAAUCCAAAAGGAAGAAGUUAUCUACUCAAGGACUAGAGAUGUCUGGAUUAUGUGAGAAACUGAGAUUAGUGGCAGCAGUUGCUCUGGCUAUCUUGGCUGUGGUGAGCUCGUCCCCGGUGUUGGGACCGGAGCCUAUCCGCUGUGCCGUGUGUUCGCAGGACAAACUGAACGACUGUCCUGCCAUCCCAGCAGACUGCAAGCAGGUGCUGAGGGAGCCUGGCUGUGGCUGCUGCAUGGCCUGCGCCCUGGAGAAAGGAGCGUCCUGUGGGGUUCACACAGCCCACUGUGGUGAGGGUCUUCGCUGCACUCCCAGGCCUGGUGAGGCCAGACCGCUCCACGCACUGACCAGAGGACAGGGGGUCUGCACUGAAAACCUGAGCCAAGGUGAAGCAGAUGGCGCUCCUGAACCAGGCUCCCUGCACUACCUGCUGGGUCUCAACCUUCCGCUUGAUCACCAAGACACCACUGAAGAGCAAGAGAGUUUCAAAGCGAAGAUCAAUGCCAUCCGCAACAAACUGGUUCAAGCGGGUCCCUGUCACAUUGAACUGCAUGCUGCUCUUGACAUGAUAGCGAGCUCUCAGCAGACACUAGGAGAGAGGUUCACUAAUUUUUACCUCCCUAACUGUGACAAGUAUGGCUUCUACAAACCCAAGCAGUGUGAGUCAUCUCUGACUGGACCGCCGGCUCGCUGCUGGUGUGUCUCUUCCUGGAAUGGGAAGAAGAUCCCAGGAUCCAGUGACUUGCUCGAUGACUCAGAGUGUCAUCAAGAAGUUAGUCACUAAAGGAUGGACACUUUUGAUCGCUCAUAAACAAACACAGACUCAUACACAAACAAAUCAAGACAAAAACAAAGGGAAAAAAAAAAAAUCUGAUGAGUUGACCUCAUUUUACGAAAACACACUCAUUCACACUAAAUCUAAUAUCCUAUUUCAGAGGUGAAAACUUCCUCUCCUUUUAUGUAUGUAUCAAGACUUAUUUAUUCAGUGCUUGUAUAUUCCAACUAACCAUUUGUCGUUUUUAGAUAUUUUAUAUGUUUGCCUAUUUUUUUGAUUGUAAAUAGGGCAACACUGUAUACAUUUGUGUUUCUGAAUAACUCCACUGCUCACAACCACAAGUCCGCAGCUCUGCCAAGCCCAUUUCAGAGUCUUCAGGAUCAGUUUUUUUUUAAAUUCAUUCAAAACUGGAGCUGCUCACUGCAAGACACAACACAGCCACUCAUUCAUUCAACAUGUUGACAUUGUCUGAAUGUAUCUCCGUUGGCGUUUCCUCAAUGGGUAUUGGGGGGGAAAUACUUAAAGGGCCACAAGUAUGUACACGGUGGCCAAGCACAAACAUAUCAAGACUCAUCCAGGCCACCAUGAGGUUUGGGACUGUUUUUUUUCUGCAUUUGUCUACCUCUACAGGUCCACAGGUUCAGCACAGGAUUGCUGAAGGCUCUCUUCAGCUACAGCUUUCUCAUAUUAAGGACUCUUUUAUUUGUCUGUUUUGACUUAUUCUAUCAUUUAUUCAGGUAUUUAUUAUGAUUCACUUGUAUAUUUAUGCUGUUUUUUUUUUUUGCUACUGAGCUCUUGUGCAGUGAACAGAAUUACUGCUGAAUGCUAUUUGCCAGGAAUGCUGCUAUUCCAUUAUUGUUUUGGGGAAACAAUGUUCCAUGUUUCUGUAAUCCUGUGGAUGUGCACCCAAUUAAAGUGUUAUCAUGAUGAA
Molecule: messenger RNA, 1742 nt
Organism: Labrus mixtus (cuckoo wrasse)
Lineage: Eukaryota; Metazoa; Chordata; Actinopteri; Labriformes; Labridae
Product: insulin-like growth factor-binding protein 1
Exons: 4
Coding region: 77-820 (247 amino acids)
Biological process (GO): regulation of insulin-like growth factor receptor signaling pathway
Cellular component (GO): extracellular region
Molecular function (GO): insulin-like growth factor II binding; insulin-like growth factor I binding
Source: RefSeq, a predicted model, not a curated record